AUGAGCCGUGCCCGUGUGUACGCUGAUGUGAACGUCACCAGGCCAAAGGAGUACUGGGACUAUGAAGCCCUUUCUAUUCAAUGGGGGAACCAGGACGACUAUGAGGUGGUGCGGAAAGUGGGCAGAGGAAAGUAUAGCGAGGUCUUUGAGGGCAUCAACACAAUCAACAACCAGAAAUGCAUCAUAAAGAUUCUGAAGCCAGUAAAGAAGAAAAAGAUCAAGAGAGAGAUCAAAAUCCUGCAGAACCUCUGCGGAGGACCCAAUGUCAUCCAGCUGCUUGAUGUUGUGCGCGACCCUCAGUCAAAGACACCGAGCCUGAUCUUUGAGUGCGUCAACAACACUGACUUCAAGACGCUCUACCCCACGCUGGUCGACUACGACAUCAGAUACUACAUCCAUGAGCUUCUGAAGGCACUGGACUACUGCCACUCACAGGGGAUCAUGCACCGGGAUGUGAAGCCGCACAAUGUCAUGAUUGACCAUGAGCAGAGGAAACUGCGGCUCAUUGACUGGGGCCUUGCAGAGUUCUAUCAUCCUGGCAAGGAGUACAAUGUCAGGGUGGCGUCCCGCUAUUUCAAGGGCCCGGAGCUGCUGGUGGACUUGCAGGACUAUGACUACUCUCUGGACCUGUGGAGCUUGGGUUGCAUGUUUGCCGGGAUGAUCUUCCGCAAGGAGCCUUUCUUCUACGGCCAUGACAACUACGACCAGCUGGUGAAGAUUGCCAAGGUGUUGGGAACGGAGGAGCUGGAUGCAUAUCUGCAGAAGUACGGCAUCGAACUGGAUGCGCAGCUGGAGGAGUUGGUGGGCAGGCACUCGCGCAAGCCCUGGACAAAGUUUGUCAACAGUGAGAACCAGCACCUCGUCUCGCCCGAGGCCCUGGACUUCCUUGACAAGCUGUUGCGCUACGAUCAUCAGGAACGGUUGACUGCCAAGGAGGCAAUGGCGCACCCAUACUUUGCAGCUGUCAGAGCACAGGAGGCGAGUGCUUGA
This is a messenger RNA of Coccomyxa subellipsoidea C-169, 990 nucleotides long. Its product is annotated as casein kinase II alpha subunit. Bases 1 to 990 code for a protein of 329 amino acids. Gene Ontology annotation, cellular component: cytosol; protein kinase CK2 complex; nucleus. The record is from RefSeq and is a predicted model, not a curated record. The transcript is spliced from 9 exons. NCBI's taxonomy places the organism in Eukaryota, Viridiplantae, Chlorophyta, Trebouxiophyceae, Coccomyxaceae. Gene Ontology annotation, biological process: protein phosphorylation. Gene Ontology annotation, molecular function: ATP binding; protein serine/threonine kinase activity.